This is a messenger RNA of Helianthus annuus (common sunflower), 1895 nucleotides long. RefSeq lists its product as uncharacterized. The transcript is spliced from 13 exons. Gene Ontology annotation, cellular component: chloroplast envelope. NCBI's taxonomy places the organism in Eukaryota, Viridiplantae, Streptophyta, Magnoliopsida, Asterales, Asteraceae. The coding region runs from base 107 to 1672 and encodes 521 amino acids. The record is from RefSeq and is a predicted model, not a curated record.
CUACAUGCAACAUUCAAAACGAAAACGGAAAACAACUUUUAAACUCCCCCCAAUUCUCAGAGAUUUUCAUGGCAAAACCCUAAUUACAGUCAUCAUCAUCGACUAAAUGGCCUCUAUAUCAACAUGCUUCACUAUCACACCUACUUCCUACCCUAAACCUUCAUCCAUAUUCUCCCGCCAAUUUCACUAUGGCGUUUUUCGUACGCAGUUUUUGACGUUACGGAAUCGGAAUAAUAUUAGUAAGAGUAGUAGUUUUGUGUCUAAAAUUAGGGCCGGUUCUGAUUAUGCCCCGUCUGCGGUUGCACCGGCGGUGGUCCGGCGGCCGGGGAGGAUCAUCGAGAGCGAUAAGUUACCGGCGGAGAUGAGGAAGAGAACGAUGGAGGCUGUGGAUAAGUGUGGAAGGAGAGUGACGGUUGGUGACGUGGCAAGUAAGGCUGGGAUUAAGUUGACUGAAGCUCAAAAGGCGUUACAGGCCAUUGCUGCUGAUUCUAAUGGCUUUUUGGAGGUUUCAGAUGAAGGUGACAUCCUUUAUGUGUUUCCAGAAGAUUAUCGCUCAAAGCUUGCUUCUAAAUCACUUUGGAUAAAAACAGAACCUUAUCUCGAGAAAGUUAAGUUAGGUGCUGAAUACUUGAUCAGGGUUACUUUUGGAACAGCAUUAAUUGCUUCCAUUCUUAUUGUAUGGACAACGAUCAUUGCUAUUCUCACAAGUAGCAGUGAUAAAGACGAUAACAAAAGAAGCAGAAAAAGAAGCAGGAGAAGUUCGUCUGACUUACUAUUGUCUGUACUUCCUAGUCCAUCUGAGUUGUUUUGGUAUUGGGAUCCGUAUUACCAUCGGAGGCGAUUUCAAAACGUAGAUAACGGAAUGGGUUUCAUUGAACCUGUAUUUUCAUUUGUGUUUGGUGAUGGUGAUCCGAAUGAAGGUAUUGAAGAACAAAGGUGGAAGAUGAUCGGUCAGUACAUUGGAUCAAAUGAUGGUGUUGUUACAGCCGAGGAACUUGCUCCGUAUCUCGAUGUAGAAACUGUUGUGAAUACGGAUGAUGACUCAUACAUACUACCUGUUCUUCUGCAUUUUGAUGGUCAGCCACAAGUUGAUAAAGAGGGUAACAUCUUGUAUCGGUUUCCAUCACUUCAACGUACCGCUGCUUCCAAAAAGAGGAGUAAAAAGGAACUAGAGAAAAUAUUUAAGGAUCGCGUUGGAGGGCCUCGUAAGUUCUUUAAGGAAAAUAAAUGGGAACUCAGUAAAACGUCUGAUACAGAGAGGGCCGUGAUUGGUGGUUUAGGCGGGCUCAAUCUGUUUGGGGUGAUUGUUCUUAGCGCCAUGUUGAAGACUGUAACAGUUGUUGAACCAAGCCCUUUCAUUUCGUUUGUAUAUAAAAUACUCCCUCUUCUUCAGCUAUAUGCCGUCUCUUUUUUUGCUAUUCCUACGACCCGAUGGUUUCUUAUUCAAAGAAGAAACGCUGAAAUAGAAAAAAGGAACCGGGCUAGAGAGCUCCGUGCACAAGCACUUCAAUUGCCGGAUGUCGCCCUCAAACAAAAGAUUCUGAGUGCCCAAGACAUGUCUGAAAGGACCGUGAUUGACCAACAUCGAAUUGUGUAUACUACCGACAAAGACGUGUCCGAACAAGACUAUGAUAAACACGAGUGGGACAAGAGAUUCAAAGAUGCACAAUAGCCUGGUUCAUAGAUUUAUAGAGGGUGGAUAUAUUACGAAAUCAGUUAUAAUUUCAAUGAUUUUGGUAUGGUUAAUUACUUAUGGUUUGCAUGCGACCACAUGACCGUUACGCAAGGUCUAAGGGCCUAAACAAAGCAUGUACAACUUGUUCUGCUUGCUUAAUCUAUCAUGGUGGUGUUAGUUUAAGAACUUCCUUAAUCUAUAUCGUUUACUUAUUAUGUAA